AUGGUUUUAACACGUGUUCUCCAUCAGAGACACACAGACCGGCUCAUGUGCCGCAAUCAUCAAAGACUCCUCAGAGGAGUUUGGGAAAUGGAGAUCACAUCCAUCUGCCCUCCUGGCUGGCAGAGCUUCGCUGGCAGUUGUUACUGGAUGGUCAGUAAUAUCAAUCUGUUGACCACCUGGCACGAGGCUUUCACCAAGUGCAACGAUUUAGGGGCCAACCUGCUGAUCAUAGACAGUCAAGAAGAACAGUUCUUUAUAAACGGGAACCUGCCAGACUUUCACCACGUGGACAUUCCCGAUAUCUGGAUCGGUUUAUCAGAUAAGGACCAGGACGGGCAAUUCAGAUGGGUAGAUAAAACCCAGAUUACGUUUAAUAACUUUGGCCCUGGUUGGCCCACCAACACCAACGGCUUCUGGGACUGUGGACAAAUCUUCACAGGAAAUUAUGAGGGAAAAUGGGAAACAACCAACUGCUUCAAGAGCCUGGGCUACAUUUGUGAGAUGAAAGGCGGACAGAAUCCUAAACCAACUUCAACUCCCGAUUUCCACUGUGAUGCUGGAUAUUUGUUGUACGGGGACUUCUGCUAUCACUUUGAGACUGAGUCAGUGAAAAACUGGCAUGAUGCUGAGGCUCACUGUAACAAAGAGCAGGCUCACCUGGCCAGCUUCCACUCACAGGAGGAACUGAGCUUCUUAACCGCUCACAUGCCCGGGGAAGCCUGGGUGGGUUUGAAUGAUAUCAGUGUUGAAAACCAGUGGAUAUACACCGACGGAACUCCUGCAGAUCUCCUCCCAUGGGGGCCUAACCAGCCAGACAACUGGAAUGAGAAUGAGGACUGUGCGCACCUCACAGGGAUGACUCACUCUCAUCCUGGGACACUCAAUGAUAUUUACUGCACCUACACAAAGGAGUUUAUCUGCAAAAAAGCCAAAGGACAAGGACCUCCUCCUCAGCCCCCAACAUCUGGACCAGGGUGGAAUGAGAAAUGUGGCUCUUGGAUGGCCGACCCUUUUAACGACUUCUGCUACCUGUUUAACUACCUGUCAAUGAGGACGUGGGCAGAGGCCCGAGCUGACUGUGUCAACCAGGGAGGAGACCUCGUCAGUAUCACCGACCCGUUCGAACAGGCCUUCAUACAAGGUGUGAUCCAGCUGAGUCCCGUGGGUAUCUCUCUGUGGAUGGGCGGUCAUGACUCCAUCACUGAAGGCGGCUGGGAGUGGAUAGACGGCUCUCCUUUCAGAUACAUCCGCUGGAGUGCAGGUAACCCAGACAACUAUUUUGGUGAAGACUGUCUGUCUAUACUGAUUAACGACGGCUACUGGAACGACGACAACUGUGGCAACAAAAGAGGAUACAUCUGCAAGCGGAAAGGAAACUUGCCGGUGCCUCCUCCACCUCAUGACGGUUUCAUGACGGCACUGGUGUGCCAGGGCUCCACUGCUGUACUUCACUGCCCACCUGAAAGUGUCAUUAACAUCCAGUCAGCUUUCUAUGGACGAAAGAGUGAUGACAUCUGUCCACACCUGGGUGAAUCAGGAGGUGAAUGCACGGUGGAUGGUAUCCUUCCUUACUACAGAAAGCGCUGUGACAACCAUCCCUUCUGUUUUACUUACGCCCAUACGGAGGUUGACCCCUGUCCCACAGUUUCCAAAUACCUGAAGAUCGUCUACAGCUGCGAACAAAAAGUGUGUCUGCACGGCCUGGGUGUCGAGGACGGGAACAUCACAGACUCUCAGCUCUCUGCCUCGUCCUCCAUCGGUUUCUUCACUCCCAACAAAGCCCGUCUGAAUGGAAAUUCCUGCUGGAUGCCUUCGGGAAGCGCAACCUCAAGCUGGAUCGAGGUAAACCUGGGCCAGCCCAGAAAAGUGACAGGCAUAGUAAUCCAGGGUUGCCCUCAAAAUGACCACUGGCUCACCAAAUUUAAGAUCCAGUACAGUAUGAACAGAACAAAGUGGAAUGACUACACUGUUGACGGGCCGUUUUUCCCAGGCUCAUCAGACAGAGACAGUCCUGUAACUCAGCUGCUGGGAACACCUGUGUCAGCUCAGUACGUCCGCAUCCUGCCUGUGGAGUUCAGCGGUCAGGCCGGCCUUCGCUUUGACGUCUUAGGUUGCACACCGGACUAUGCAAUCACAUGCGCCAGUAAGCCCAACUUCAACUUUGCCAAUGAUAAAAUGACUGUUCAUUGUCCAGCACGCUGUGCCAAUGCUGAUUACAGAGUGUAUGGCACUUCAAUAUACCGUGGGGACUCGAAUAUCUGUGCUGCGGCGAUCCAUGCUGGAGUGGUAUCAAACGAGAUGGGAGGAGACUGUACUCUGUUGAAAGUUGCAGGACAGAACUUCUACGCCGGCUCCACCAGGAAUGGCAUCACCUCAAGACAAUACAAUGGAAACUACGCUGUCUCCUACACUUUUGCUGAUGGCGAGCUGAGGUGUUCGGGACCAGACUGGUAUGAGUUUGGAGACUUCUGCUACAAACCUUUUGGAGACAAAAAGACAUGGCAUGAUGCCCAGGACACCUGCAGGGCUCUGGGCGCCGACCUCGUAUCCAUCCUCUCGAUGACGGAGCAGAGCUGGCUCGAGAGCUACCUGUACAUGGCCACCAGUGACGUGUGGACGGGUCUAAAUGACCUGGUUGUGACUGGUAUGUUCACCUGGUCAGACGAACACAUGGUGACCUUCACUUACUGGGCUCCAGGGGAACCCAACAACCACGAUGGUUUCAGUGAGGACUGUGUCGAGAUGUUACACCAGACCGGCCGUUGGAAUGACGUGUCCUGUACUGAACUCAAUACCUACAUAUGCAAAAUGCCCAAAGCACAUUACCCAUUGCCCUCUGUAGCGCCCACAGUGUACGGAUGCCCUCAGGGCUGGGGUGCGUACGGCUACGCCUGCUACUUGAUGGAAGAGACCGCCAUGAGCUGGUCAGAAGCUAAGGCUCACUGUACAGAGAGGGACGGUUUCUUGCUGCACAUCGGAGACAUGUGAGUGACAACUUUUCCCCAUUCCUGUUUU
Plectropomus leopardus (leopard coralgrouper) is the source of this 3015-nucleotide messenger RNA. Lineage: Eukaryota; Metazoa; Chordata; Actinopteri; Perciformes; Serranidae. The record is from RefSeq and is a predicted model, not a curated record.